Molecule: messenger RNA, 3806 nt
Organism: Trachymyrmex septentrionalis
Lineage: Eukaryota; Metazoa; Arthropoda; Insecta; Hymenoptera; Formicidae
Gene: Usp5
Product: ubiquitin carboxyl-terminal hydrolase 5
Exons: 13
Coding region: 119-2539 (806 amino acids)
Biological process (GO): protein deubiquitination
Molecular function (GO): cysteine-type deubiquitinase activity; protein binding; zinc ion binding
Source: RefSeq, a predicted model, not a curated record
AUCCGGAGAGUUGAUCCGUUACUCUGUCCUGUCGUAGAGCGUAGAAGAGGAAGAGAGAUAGUGAGGAAAAGAAGAAGAAAUUAGCCGAAACAAACCCGGCAAACUGCCUCUUUUCAUCAUGGAACUGACGGAGUUGGCGAAAUACCUGGAUAAGAUCAAUAUCCCGCGUAAGGGCGACAGGAUAUACAAGGACGAGUGCGUUUACUCCUUCGACACGCCAGAUACAGCCACCGGCCUCUAUGUCAACCUCACCACCUUCUUGGGCCUUGGACGGGAGCAUGUUACCCGGUACUAUGAGAACACCGGCAAUCCCGUCUACCUUCAUAUUAAACGUAUUAAGAAGGAGAUUUCACCUGAGGAACAGGGAGAUGGACCUGAAAAAAAAAUUACGCGACUGGCAAUAGGGACAGUAGGUGGAUUCAUGCCUGAUCAGCAGAAGUAUAUCUAUGAAGAGACAUAUCAGAUAGUCAUUCUACCUGAUUUCCUUACUAUUGCUUAUCCAGGGAGCGAGUUGCCUGAAAAGGUGGAACAUGCAGUUAAGACUAUAUUACAAAUGGAAGGUGCAUGGGCGGUGGCACAAGUAGAAGCCGUAGCCAGUAUGUGGGAUGGAGAAGUCAGAGCGGAGUCAAAACAUGCCGCAACUUUGAAGCAGCUGGACAACGGCAAGAAGAUUCCGCCGAGUGGUUGGAAGUGCGAGAAAUGCGAUCUCACACAGAAUUUAUGGCUUAAUUUGACUGACGGUAGUGUGCUCUGCGGUCGUAAGUUCUACGAUGGAAGUGGCGGCAAUGGUCACGCGGAGGAACACUACCGUGCAACUAGCUAUCCUCUGGCUGUGAAACUGGGCACAAUCACAAAAGGCGGUAAAGCCGACGUGUUUUCGUAUGAUGAGGACGACAUGGUAGUUGAUCCGAAUCUGACAAUGCAUUUGUCGCACUGGGGUAUCAACAUUGCUCAGAUGGAGAAAACGGACAAAUCGAUGAUCGAGCUAGAAUUGGAUCUAAAUCAAAAGUUUGGCGAAUGGGUGUCCCUUCAAGAAGCAGCCAGUAAAUUGACACCAUUGUACGGCUCCGGCUAUACUGGGCUGACUAAUCUGGGAAAUUCUUGCUACCUCAACAGUGUCAUGCAAAUGCUGUUUAUUAUUCCCGAUUUCGUUAAAAGAUAUGUCGAGAGAGCGCCAACAAUAUUCGCUAAUAAUCACAACGACCCGGCGUCGGACAUUAAUGUUCAAAUGGCGAAAUUGGGUAUUGGCUUACUCUCUGGCAAAUACUCGGAUCAACCGAGCAAAUCCGGCACGGACGACGAGUCACGGCAGGGUAUUCCACCGCGGAUGUUUAAGGUUCUGAUUGGUCGCGGACAUGCUGGUUUCUUCUCGAAUCGACAACAAGAUGCUCAGGAAUUCCUUCUUUACCUGAUUAAUUUACUCAGUCGCAACAAUCGACAUGAGGUGUGUCCCACGGAAUGUUUUAAAUUUAAAGUCGAGGAAAGAUAUCAGUGUGGCAAAUCUAACAAGGUCAAGUACACCAAUCGUCCGGAAUAUAUCCUGCCACUGCCGAUACCGUUAGAAGCGGCAGUGAAUAAGGACGAGGUAGCUGCAUACGAGGCUCAGAAGAAGGAAGUCAAAGCAAAAGGGCAGAAGCUAGAUUCUAAUAAUCCCGUGAGACCUCGUAUAAAAUUGUCGUCAUGUCUUGAAAGUUUCAGUCGCACGGAAAUUGUGGAACAGUUUUAUAGUUCAGCAUUAAACGAAAAGACGAUAGCACAUAAAACUACCAGACUAGCCAGCUUUCCAGAUUACUUGCUGAUCCAUCUGAAGAAGUUCACAGUGAAAGAAGAUUGGACACCUAUUAAGUUAGAUGUGGCGAUAGAGAUGCCGGACACCGUAGAUCUGAGCUUCUUACGCGGAAACGGUUUACAGUCCGGCGAGGAACUGUUACCGGACGGUGCGACGCCACCAGCGCCCGUUUAUGAUGCAAAUCUUUUAAAAGAAUUGAUGGACAUAGGUUUCCCACCAAACGCGUGCAAGCGAGCUCUAUAUUUUACGCAGAACCGUAAUCUCGAAGCUGCGACCAAUUGGGUGAUGGAACACAUUGCGGAUUCCGACUUCGAUGAACCAUUCGUGCCACCAGGAGUCGACGUUAAAUCUAGCGAAGAUACGUUUGUGCCAGAUCAAGCUGCUUUGGAAAUGGUAAUGAGCAUGGGUUUUACGCGGGAACAAGCGACAAAAGCACUCAAAGCGACCAACAACAAUUUAGAACGCGCGGCUGAUUGGAUCUUCAGCCAUCAAGCUGAGCUUGAUGCUCCAGAAACGGAAAGAAACGCGGCGCCAGCGAAGGAAGCGAAGGAAGCGUUCAGAGACGGAAGCAGUCGAUACAAACUAGUGGGUUUUAUAUCACAUAUGGGUACAUCGACGAUGGUAGGCCAUUACGUUUGUCAUUUAUUGAAGGAAGAUCGAUGGGUGAUAUUUAAUGACGAAAAAGUUGCUUUAUCGGAAAACCCACCGAAAGAGUUAGGAUACAUUUACAUGUAUCAACGGAUCGACUAGUGUAACUGCUGUUUUGUAAAAAGAUGUUGCUUUUCAACAAUAAAAAAAUAAUACAAAUACUUUUUUUAUAUAUUAUGUAUAUUGAAAGUAUAUCAAAGUGAUAAUGUGUUAAAUAAUAUGGUUAGUUUUCACUAGGAACAGUAUAAGGAAAAUUAUAAUACUAUAAGGGAAAAUAAGGGGACAUACAAAGAAUACAAGAUGAAAAUUCCACUUUAUUUUCUAACAAUGGCACAUUCCUCAAUGUGUUUUAAAGCACUUUACGAUUACAAUCGCCGAUGGAAAUAAAGUAAACUCUGUUCUACGAAUAUACAUGAAUUUAAAAAAAAGCAAACUAUCUUGUUUUUAAUGAAUAUUUCAUAAAUGCAUAAGUACCGGAGUAACAGACUCUAUGGCAAUGUAUAACAAGUUCCUCAGCAUGUUAAUUGAAAUAACAUCGAAAUAAUCGUAAAAUAAUAUAUAUGUAUUUUGAUUAAGCUUGAUCGUAUGGAUAUAUUUCCUAUACAGUCUCUCUAAAUCUAAGUACACGAAAGAUCCAAAAUCUCUCUUCGAAAAGGACGCAAUUAAUUUUCGUUCCAUUUGUGUCAAGUUAGCAGGCACUAUGGGUGUGCAUAUAUAUUUUGUCGUAUUGUUCAUAGUUAUAUAUAUAUAUAUAUAUAUAUAUAUAUAUAUAUUUGCUUUGUCGUACUGCUGUUUGCAUUUCUAUGAGUUUAUGUAAAAAAGUCUUUAAAAAAUAUUUCAAUCUGGUAAUAAGUAUAGAAGGCCACAAGCUUACAGUAUAAUUGCGGUUAAUGAGAAACAUUCUGUAUAAUAUCAUUAUAUGACAGUAGCAUUUUAAUUAUCUCAUAUAAAUUAGAUCUCAUGUAAGUUAUCUCACACACUGUAAGUUAAAUCACUGCCACAUUCACUGUUGCAUUUCGGUAAAAUUUGUGGAUUUCACAUCUCGUCCUCUCUUACACACAGGACUUGCAUACAAAUCUAUGAUCUUUUUUACAACGCGCAUUAUAUAUAAGCUAACAAUAUUUAUAAUACAUUAGAGUAUUUACAGAGAAAUGCGUUAUUAUGUGCGCAAUACUCGAUGGAAUAUAUCGCAUCAAGUCAAAUUUCUCGUACACUUUAACAUCAUGCAAGUGACUUGUAUACAUUAUGUAUACAUACGUAAUUAACUUGUACUGCAACAUCUUUUCUUUUUAUACAUAUUCUUGACAAGUAUAUCUAUGCAGGUAUUAUAAUUGACAUUUCAAACUUUUUGCUUUUAUUCGUAAAAAAA